Molecule: messenger RNA, 4303 nt
Organism: Phyllostomus hastatus (greater spear-nosed bat)
Lineage: Eukaryota; Metazoa; Chordata; Mammalia; Chiroptera; Phyllostomidae
Gene: HGSNAT
Product: heparan-alpha-glucosaminide N-acetyltransferase
Exons: 18
Coding region: 35-2095 (686 amino acids)
Biological process (GO): lysosomal transport
Cellular component (GO): lysosomal membrane
Source: RefSeq, a predicted model, not a curated record
UCAGGCGGCGGUGACGGCGUUCGACAGCGAGGCAAUGACGGGCGCGCGGCCGUGCGCGGCGAGGAAACGCAGAGCUCGGGAGCGCGGCGGCGGCGUCGGAGGAGGAGGAGAAGGAGGAGCGGUGCCCCAGGCUGCCCCCAGGCGGGAGCAGCGGCCGGUGGAGGCGACGGCGGGCAGCAUGAACUGGGCGCGGGCCUCGGGCCGGACUCUGGCCGUGCUGUUGCUGGUCGCGUCGGCGUUGAGCGCCACGCUGCUGGCCCCCGGCGGCUCCGUGGAGCGCGGCCCCGAGCCCGCACCGCCGCGAGAUUUAGACAAAAAAAGACACAUAGAGCUGAAGAUGGACCAGGCUUUGCUGCUCGUCCAUAAUGAACUACUUGGGACGCACUUGACUGUCUACUGGAAUUCGGAACGCUGUUAUCACUGCUUGCCUCAGGCUCUGGUGAAUGUUUCCGGGAGUGGGAGGCCCGGGCAGCCCAGCACUGCUGCUGUGGCCGUGAGCACCCAGCACCGGUCCAUCCUGCAGCUGAAGGACUCCUCGGAAGAGAAGGAAGUUUGUAGGCUGGAAUACAAAUUUGGCGAAUUUGGAAACUAUUCUCUCUUGGUGAAGCACGCCCGCAGUGGAGGCAGCGGUACUGCCUGUGACCUGGUUGUCAAUCAGAAUCCGGUUGACAGCAACCUUCCCGUGUGCAUUGCGUUCCUGGUUGGUCUAGCACUCGUGAUUGCUGUGUGCUUUCUGAGGUUCUUGUUGAGUUUGGAUGACUUUAAUAACUGGAUUUCUAAAGCAAUGAGCUCCCGGGAGACUGAUCGCCUCAUCAACUCGGAGCUGGGCUCCCCAAGCAGGGCAGGAGAGCUCGGCGAUGACGCGCGACCGGAAGUGUGGCGUCCGUCUGCGGCACCCGUGCGCCUCCGCUGCGUGGACACGUUCAGGGGGCUGGCUCUCAUCCUCAUGGUUUUCGUUAAUUACGGAGGAGGAAAGUAUUGGUAUUUCAAACAUGCAAGUUGGAAUGGACUGACAGUGGCUGACCUUGUGUUCCCAUGGUUUGUGUUUAUUAUGGGAACCUCCAUUUUUCUGUCAAUGAGUUCCAUACUGCAGCGGGGAUGUUCGAGAUCCAGGUUGCUGGGGAAGAUUGUGUGGAGGAGUUUCCUGUUAAUCUGUAUAGGAAUCAUCGUUGUGAACCCCAACUAUUGCCUUGGUCCAUUGUCCUGGGAUAAGAUGCGACUCCCGGGCGUGCUCCAGCGGCUGGGCGUGACCUACUUCGUGGUGGCAGUGUUAGAGCUCCUCUUCGCAAAGCCUGUGCCUGAACGCGGCGCCUGGGAGGGAAGAUGCUGGUCUCUGCAAGACAUCAUAUCCAGCUGGCCGCAGUGGCUGUUCAUCCUGAUGCUGGAGAGUGUUUGGCUGGCCUUGACAUUCUUCUUACCUGUGCCUGGGUGCCCCACCGGCUACCUCGGUCCCGGUGGCAUUGGAGACCUGGGGAAGUAUCCAAAUUGCACUGGAGGGGCUGCCGGCUACAUUGACCGCCUGCUUCUGGGAGAGGAUCACAUUUAUCAGCACCCUUCCUCGACCGUGCUGUAUCACACCAGGGUGGCCUACGACCCGGAAGGAAUCCUAGGGACCAUCAACUCCAUUGUGAUGGCAUUUUUAGGAGUUCAGGCAGGAAAAAUACUCUUGUAUCACAAAGAGCAGACCAAAGACAUUCUGGUCAGAUUCACCGCCUGGUGUUGUCUUCUAGGGCUUAUCUCUGUUGCUUUGACGAAAAUUUCUGAAAAUGAAGGCUUUAUUCCAGUAAACAAAAAUCUCUGGUCCCUCUCCUACGUCACCACGCUGAGCUCCUUCGCCUUCUUCAUCCUGCUCAUCCUCUACCCCAUUGUGGAUGUGAAGGGCGUGUGGACAGGAACCCCAUUCUUUUACCCGGGCAUGAACUCCAUCCUGGUGUACGUCGGCCACGAGGUGUUCCGGAACUACUUCCCCUUCCAGUGGAGGCUGCAGGACACCCAGUCGCACAAGGAGCAUCUCAUCCAGAACAUCGUCGCCACUGCACUCUGGGUGCUCAUUGCUUAUGUUCUCUAUAAAAAGAAGGUUUUUUGGAAAAUCUGAUAGCUCCAGCCAAAGCGUGUUGCUGGCGGACUCUCUGGUGGGCCUGGGGGACAGCCUUUAUUAAAGGGACCGUUAAUGACACGGUCAGUGGGGCAUGCGUUUCCAGGUUACUGGGGAAGGUGCUGAUGUGGUCAGGCUAGUGGGCUGGGGUGGGACUCUGCCUGCAGGUUUGGAACUUAAAUGUUGGAAGGUACUACCUUUUCCCUCCAUUUUCUGUGUAAACGGAUGGAUUUAGAACUCUAAUGUAAGGGUUUCUCAGAUAACUUUUGCAAAGGCAGUCGCCAUGGAUGGGCGUUUGCCUCUGUGGCGGAUGGCACAGUGUAACUGACAUCCGAUUCUCGCUGAGCUGGCGUUUCUGCACACUGCCUUCCCGCGCCGCCACGAGUCGGUCGUCUCCGUUUGGCUGACUGUAGAGCUGACUGAGAUGUGAGGUGUAACAAUGGAGUGUAAUAUUUUUUAGUUAAAUUUAAUGUUUUAAAAAAGUCAGGGUAAUUUACCUUUCAGGUCUGCAAGACAUUGGUGGGUCCAAGAAAAUGCCUUUCUGUCAGAAGCUACUUUCUUCUUUUCCUACUUGAAAAAAAAAGUUAAAAUAUAAAUGUGUUAUUCCCAGCCACUCUUGCUUAGUUAUACACUUACGUAGCUGUGUAUUGCCUUGUCUGUCAGUCACCUGCCUACCUACCCACCUGCUUACCUGCCCAACUGUCUCUCUGUGUAUCCAGACGGUAGCUGGUUCCCAGGGACAGGGCUUGGAAGAGAUUAAAGCUCACUGUCUUGCCUGUGGCUCCGGCUCUGCCGUCCUUGCUGUAGAGGAUGCCGGCAGGUCCCCAGGCCUGUCUGAGUCUCAGCUUCCUCAUCUGUGAAGGGAGGGAGGCAGUGAUGACCUCUCAGGUCCCUUCCAACUCUUAGGACUCAGUGAGGUGGGCAACAUAGAUAGCUUUUCUGAAAUCCUUAGAGAAGUCAUUUUAUUACAGAGAACUCUUUAAGAUGAGCGAUAACGAAAAGUUUCAAAAACUCUCGUUGGAGCAAGUCUUUUCGGAGCGACCCUCCACAGUGGAGGCACCUUUCCUGCGUGGAGCCACACCCCCGAAGACGUACUUCCUCAGCAGUGAGGGAGGGAGGGCACCCGAAGAGAAGCCGCACUUUUCUAUGAUGCAUCAUCAUACUUGUGAAUUUUCCGUGAGAACUCCGUAUUUAAGGAAAAUGUGACAAUAGCUUGUGCUCCAGAGCAUCCUUCUGUGGUGAGACGGGGCGUCCGGGCGUCCCUUUGCCUGGCGCCGCUGCACGACGACUGCGGGUCUGCACUUCAGCCCAGACCUCCACCCUGAACGCUCACAGGCCUGUCCCCGCCCCCUGCGCCCUCCCCCUGGACGUCCGCCUGCCUCCAGGCUUGCCUUCCUCCUCCGUUCCCCCAGAUCAAGCCUUCUCCUCUUUGGAUUUUCCCAGCUCUGUGAACGGAUCAUUCUCAUCUGUAGGGAUGAAGCUGCUGCCACCUGUCACCCACUUACCCCGGUUAUCCCCACCUUUCCCAUAUUCAGUCAGCGUCUUCAUUUCACUGGCACACUGCCUUGUUACUCCGGUCCAGACCCUCGUGAUUUUUUUCAAAUGGACCCCUUCCCUCAACCCCUCCUGUAGUCACUCUCCCUCGUGGCUGGAUUAAGCUGUAUGAAGCAGAGUUCAGAGCACAUCGCCGCUUUAUAAAAACCAACACUGAAGCCGAUACAGCUUCGCCGGACAUACAUGACCUUACUCGGCUGAGCCCAGCACGCCCUGCCAGCUCCCUCCCCCGCCCCCAUGCCCACCCUGCUUACUCCAGCCCCACUGGAGCCCCCACCCCGUCACUUGGCCAGGACCUCCUGCUCCUGACCUUGAUUACAGCCUUUUUCCUGCAUUACUUUUUCCUCUUCAUUUUCUCCUGUGUAUGUUUGGCCUGUCAUUUUAGAGCCUCUACUUCUAAGGCACCGCUCUAAUCUCUUGUCUCAUCCAAAGGUAAUAUUUUCUUCCUCUGGCUUCUCGUAAUACCUUGUUGGGACCAAUUUCAUGGCCCCCAUCACUUCGUGAGAGUUAUUUGUGUACAUGUCUCGUUUCCCACGCUGGACUGGGAGCUUGCUAAGAGCAAGAUUAUGCCUUGUUCUUCUGCAUAUUCAUGGCACAAACAGUGCCUUAUGCAUAGCAGGCACUAAAUAUUUAUUAAAGCAAAGCAAAACAGUG